Messenger RNA from Dicrocoelium dendriticum, 486 nucleotides. NCBI's taxonomy places the organism in Eukaryota, Metazoa, Platyhelminthes, Trematoda, Plagiorchiida, Dicrocoeliidae. The record is from the annotation of a GenBank genome assembly.
UGUGCAGCAUGGACGUUGCCUCUACUGCUUCAAGCAUUCUUUCUGAAAUGCACUUUCCGCUACUUGUCCGUAGCUUUCGGCAUGCCAGUGAAUCGCCGUACCUUGGUAUCAAGACCCAAACAGAUUCGAAAGUUAUCCCUAGAUUGUAAUCAAAAUGCUGGCGGUGCGAUGGUGAAAGCCGACCAAUGCAACAUCUUGGGCAUCUUUAACGGCUGUCAGAGACAUGCAAACUGUCGCAGCCAUCUCAAUAUUCCUUUGAACCCUCUUGUUUCAUGGUAUUUCAGGAAGCGAUUUGUUUUUGUGUUCCUUAUGUACAAUUUUUAUCGGUUAACCGCCCGAAAAUACUGACACUCCAUUGGGACAAUUGUAAAACGCUAAUAAGUUUCUCCACUAUUCGCGAUGUUGUACAAAAUGACCAGGCCACGUAAUCUCUCUGUGUCUCACAUUGCUAAUAAACAUCCCCUUUAUUUUCUUUAUUUAUACAUA